Messenger RNA from Oryza brachyantha (malo sina), 2369 nucleotides. RefSeq names its product CLP protease regulatory subunit CLPX1, mitochondrial-like. Gene Ontology annotation, molecular function: ATP-dependent protein folding chaperone; ATP hydrolysis activity; ATP binding. The record is from RefSeq and is a predicted model, not a curated record. Gene Ontology annotation, cellular component: mitochondrial matrix. Lineage: Eukaryota; Viridiplantae; Streptophyta; Magnoliopsida; Poales; Poaceae. The transcript has 15 exons. Gene Ontology annotation, biological process: proteolysis; protein folding; protein catabolic process. The coding region runs from base 92 to 2014 and encodes 640 amino acids.
GAAAACACACACACACACACUCUCUCUCUUCUCUCUCUUGUAGACUCCACUUCCCCCAAUCCGCGCGAGCUCAACCUCCGGCGCCGCCGCCAUGUCCGGCCUCCUCCGGUGGAGGCGCCUCGCCGCCGUCGCCACGCGCGCGGCGUCGACCCUGACCGCGCCCGAGUGCUGCUCCCCCGCCGUCGCCGUGGCCGCCGCGCCGCCGCACCGGCGCGUGCAGGACCGGCGGAAGUGGGACGGGCCCCCCUCCUCGUCGUCGUCGUCGUCGUCAUCGGCGGACGAGACCGAGCCGCGGCGCAUACGCGCGGAGGCCCACUGCCCGCGCUGCUCCAAGCACAUGGACAUCCUCUUCUCCCACCGGGCGCCGCCCCCCGGCGGCGGCGGCGCCGGCGGCGGGUACCAGGCGCUCAACCUCUGCCCCAACUGCCGCAGCGCCUACUUCUUCCGCCCCCACGUCCUCGCGCCUCUCCAGGGCACCUUCGUUGAGAUCGGCCGCGUCCGCGCCGACGUGUUGCCGCCCGACGCCGUCAGGGUCAGGGACCCUUCCUUCUGGGAGGCCAUCCGGGGGAGCUCGUCGUCGCGGGACGACGGGGAAGGCGGCGGCGUGGCCGUGCACGUGCCGCCCGGGCCGCCGUUUCACCCCAACCUUAACGUUGUCCGCGUCGCCGGAGGCGGUGGCGGCGGGGGAGGAGCUGGUGGCGGUGGUGGUGAGGAGGGUGCGGGGAAGGACGGGUGGGGCGGGUCGAACCUCGGGAAGGAUUUGCCUACGCCCAAGGAGAUAUGUCAGGGGCUCGACAAGUAUGUGAUUGGGCAAGAUCGAGCCAAGAAGGUCCUAUCUGUUGCAGUGUACAACCAUUAUAAACGAAUAUACCAUAAAUCAGUACAAAAAGGGUCUGGAGCAGAUUUGGGUGGUUUUGAUGGAGAAGCUGAUGAUGACGAUGGUGUUGAACUAGAGAAAAGCAAUGUUCUAUUGAUGGGGCCUACUGGCUCAGGCAAAACUCUACUUGCUAAGACAUUAGCUCGCUUUGUGAAUGUACCAUUUGUAAUUGCUGAUGCAACGACAUUGACACAGGCAGGAUAUGUAGGAGAAGAUGUAGAAUCUAUACUAUACAAGUUACUUACGGUGGCAGAUUUUAACGUGCAAGCAGCACAACAAGGGAUGGUGUACAUCGAUGAAGUUGAUAAGAUCACAAAGAAGGCUGAGAGCCUUAAUAUUAGUAGAGAUGUCUCAGGCGAAGGUGUCCAGCAGGCUUUGCUGAAAAUGCUGGAAGGCACGAUAGUCAAUGUCCCCGAGAAAGGAGCAAGGAAGCAUCCUCGUGGUGAUAAUAUACAGAUAGAUACAAAGGACAUUCUUUUUAUAUGUGGUGGUGCUUUUGUUGACUUGGAGAAAACUAUAUCAGAGAGACGGCAAGAUUCUUCUAUUGGCUUUGGGGCACCUGUCCGUGCUAACAUGAGGGCAGGUGGCGUCUCAAGUGCUCAAGUGACAUCAUCCUUGUUGGAAUCAGUUGAGAGCGGUGACCUAAUAGCAUAUGGACUCAUUCCGGAAUUUAUUGGACGAUUUCCUAUCCUUGUUAGCUUGGCAGCUCUAAAUGAGGACCAACUUGUUCAGGUUCUCAUGGAGCCAAAAAAUGCUCUGGGUAAACAAUUCAAGAAAUUAUUCAGCAUGAACAAUGUUAAGCUUCAUUUUACGGAUGCUGCACUUAGAAUAAUAUCCAAAAAAGCAAUGUCCAAAAAUACAGGUGCACGUGGUUUGAGAACUAUCCUUGAGAAUAUUCUCAUGGAUGCCAUGUAUGAGAUUCCAGAUGCAAAAUCUGGUGAGAAGCGGAUUGAUGCAGUGGUCGUAGAUGAAGAUGCAGUAGGAUCAGUGGACCAACCAGGUUGUGGAGCUAAGAUCCUUUACGGAGAUGGUGCUUUUGAUCGUUAUCUCUCCGAGAUGAAGGCAGCAGGGGAUGCAGCAGGAAGCGAAGUGGAUAGAGAAGCUGAGCUUUCCUCGUCAAGAGCAAUGGGGAUGUGAUUUAUUAUUGGUUCUCACAUCUCCUGUAUAACCUGUAAAAAUCUAAUCCCAGAUGUAAUAAUGUAAGUAUUAGCCCUGUAAAGUAAAGUCUGUAGUAUCUGUUAAAAAAUGCUCCAGCGCACAUGACCAGGCAGGCCUCCAGCCCUCGCAUAAUUUACAGCAGGAUUUCAGAAGAGACCAUAGGUUGGGGGCAUAUUUAUGGGUGUCGUACAGAGACCAGGUUCUCGUGAAAAAUGUAAUGGUCAAAGAAUUGUGAUUGCUGCAGAAUGUAAAGAAACCUUAGAAACAAUGAAAAAUGUGGAAGGAAAAUGCCAAUAACGCUGUCGUCGAAAUGUUGAUGCUUGUUCAUGGUUUA